Striga hermonthica is the source of this 1122-nucleotide messenger RNA. Lineage: Eukaryota; Viridiplantae; Streptophyta; Magnoliopsida; Lamiales; Orobanchaceae. The record is from the annotation of a GenBank genome assembly.
AUGAUUACAUAUAAAGAGUGGAAUGAGAUACUAAGACAUUGGAUUGGGAGAGGUGAGAAAAAGAUGAGUGAGGGCAAGAAGUAUCAGCUGGGGACGAUUGGGGCGCUGAGUCUUUCUGUGGUUUCGUCAGUUUCGAUCGUGAUCUGCAACAAGGCACUAAUCAGCACUCUUGGGUUCACGUUUGCUACUACUCUGACUAGCUGGCAUCUCCUAGUCACAUUUUGUUCUCUUCAUAUUGCUCUAUGGAUGAAAUGGUUUGAGCACAAGCCUUUUGAUCCUAGAGCCGUCAUGGGAUUCGGGAUUCUAAAUGGAACAUCAAUUGGGCUUCUAAACCUCAGCCUGGGUUUCAACUCUGUUGGCUUCUAUCAGAUGACAAAACUGGCGAUUAUCCCAUGCACUGUUCUUUUAGAGACCCUGUUCUUCCGAAAAAUAUUCAGUAGGAACGUCCAGGCAUCCCUCGGUGUGCUUCUCAUUGGUGUUGGAAUUGCAACUGUGACAGAUCUGCAACUCAAUGUCCUGGGUUCCGUUUUGUCUCUACUUGCAGUUGUUACGACUUGUAUUGCACAAAUCAUGACAAACACAAUCCAGAAAAAGUUCAAGGUUUCUUCAACACAGCUUCUGUACCAAUCAUGCCCCUAUCAGGCACUCACUCUGUUCCUAACUGGACCGUUUGUCGAUGGACUUCUCACAAACUUGAAUGUAUUCGCGUUCAAUUAUACCCCUAAAGUAUUGGCAUUUAUUGUCCUAUCAUGUUUGAUAUCAGUUUCGGUGAACUUCAGUACCUUUCUUGUAAUUGGAAAGACAUCGCCAGUCACUUAUCAGGUCUUAGGGCAUUUGAAAACGUGCCUUGUCUUGGCCUUCGGUUAUGUUCUUCUACGAGACCCCUUUAGCUGGCGGAACAUUCUAGGGAUUCUUAUCGCUAUAGUUGGCAUGGUAUUAUAUUCGUAUUAUUGCAAUAUGGAGAGCCAGCAAAAGGCCAAUGCAGAAGCAGCACAAUUAUCUCAGGCCAAGGAAAAUGAGUCCGAUCCUCUAUUAAAUGUUGAAAAUGGAGGUGCUAUUUUAGCCGACUCGAGCGUUGGAAGAGAUCCAGGGUGGAAAUCGAACAAGGAUCUGCAGGCGUAA